GCCUGCGAGCGGAACGUCGCUGCGGGCCCCGGCGAGGGCGCGGCGAACGAGGCCCUCCUCGCGGCGCGGAGCCGCCGCGGCCGCCGUCGCCGAAGGUGGCGGCCCCUGGACGAGCCAGGGCCCCUCACGGUCGCGGCCGCCGCGGGCCCUGGGCCGACGUGGCCUCAGGGCAGCCCGAGUAGCUACGGCAUGACGGAGGUCCUUGUCCAGGAGAUCGGGCACGGAGUGCCUUCUCCGCCUGCCGCCCAGGUGAAGGAACUGAACGCGGUGCUCUUCAAGCUGCAGGGCGGCGUGCAGGAGGCCAAACACGGCGUCGGCUUCCAAGGCAUGCUUCACGCGAUGUGCCGGGCCGUUUUGAGCGAGCGGCGUGAGUGA
Messenger RNA from Prorocentrum cordatum, 375 nucleotides. The record is from the annotation of a GenBank genome assembly. NCBI's taxonomy places the organism in Eukaryota, Dinophyceae, Prorocentrales, Prorocentraceae.